Molecule: messenger RNA, 2580 nt
Organism: Melanotaenia boesemani (Boeseman's rainbowfish)
Lineage: Eukaryota; Metazoa; Chordata; Actinopteri; Atheriniformes; Melanotaeniidae
Exons: 3
Coding region: 1351-2580 (409 amino acids)
Source: RefSeq, a predicted model, not a curated record
AAAUCACUUCGGUUAAAGACUUCCCCAUCAUUUCCAUCAGGAGUAUUCCAACCCACAGAUGUGAACACACAUAGAAGAUGGAAACAAGUCCAAUAUAUGUCUGAUUUGUUUUGGAAAAGAUGGGUGAAGGAAAACUUACUGCAACAGCAGGAGCGUCAGCGAUGGACAAGAGUGAAGAGGAACCUCACCGUGGGAGAUCUUGUUCUCAUCAUGGACAGUUCUGUACCAAGAAACUCUUGGCCAAUGGGACGAGUGAUGGAGACUUUUUCGGAUUGAAGAGUAUUUGUCCGUCAAGUCCGUAUCAAGACUCAGACUAGCUGCCUGGACCGGCCUAUCACGAAGCUGUGUCUGAUGCAGGAGGCAGAUCACAGUUAAACUUUUGGACUUUAAAUGUUCCAACUUUAUUGACUGAUUUUGGACUCUUUAGAUUUUGUCUUUUCUCUUUUUUCUUUGGUUUGAAGAUGGACUCUAAGGUUAAUUAAAAUAUUACCGCAGGUAUUGAUAGGUAUUGCAUGAAUGAAUGAAUGAAUGAAACUUAAUUGUCAUUGCAACAGGAGCAACAAAAUUUUAUUCCGGUACAAACCCGUCCAAGAGUAGACAACAACAACAUAUAAGCAAACAGGAUCAGGUAGACUGAGGCAGCGCACCAUUUUCACAGAUGGAAAAGAUAACAUGAGGGAGUAACGGGAGGAGGCUAGAAAAAAAAAUUGGGCCUUGACGGGCACAGUGUACGAUACAAAAAAAACACACACCUCAGUACAUAAAAGCACAUAAUACAGACAUUCACAACAUAAGAAAUGUGAUGCCUUUAGGUCAAAAACUGUAAUCAGCUCAUAUUGUGAAUAAUUUACAUAAAAAAGGAGUUCAUAGUUAAUAAAUAGUAAAUGUAAUUUCAUGCUAAAAGCAGUUAAAAUGUUCGGGGUUUUGAAAUCUAAUCAGUGUGAGACAUCUGUAACACAAUGAUCUUUGUCAUAUUGUAUGCGUAACUACGUGAGCGAGUGAGCGCUCUUACCAUUGAACAAUCUUUGAAACAGCUCUUUCUCCGGUAAUGUUGGGAAGUGCUUUGGCAUUAACAAGUGAGGGAACGGCUCAUAAAUACGCUAAAUGUACGCUUACACGCUCGUGCCUUGGGAAACCUUCGUCUUUUUACAAAAACCACAAGCAAUAUAAAAGUACAUAAAAGAUCUUCAAUGAGAUCAAGAAAAGCAAGCCUUGUGUGGAGAGCCUUUUUUACUUUUUAUGCUUUGUUCGCUGGCUGUCUAGCUUCACAUAGCCACGUGUUGUGAGGACAGCACAGUAAAAAGACGAGUGCUCGGCGGUCUCAAGCAUACAGAGCUACAUUAAGCAACCAUGAGUCUACGCUCAGGAAAAAAUUAUCUUAAAGACUUUGCUGGUGAACAGCAAGAUGAAGCAACAAGUGGUGAACAACAGCCAGAAGUUUCACCCCAACCAGCUACAACACAGCAACAGUCACAACCGCUGGACACCAGGUCACAGUCAUCUAGGAGAACAAGUAAGCAGUCUCAACGGUCAUCCUCAACUACCUCUUCAGCUACAAGAGCCUAUGCCAAAGCUAAGGCUGCACGAGCUCAACUAGCCUUUGCUGAGAAAGAGGCCAACAUGAUGAAACAGAAAGCAGAAUUGGAAGCAAGUAUGCUAAAACAAAAAGCUGAUUUGGAUGCAAGUCUCCAUCUUCUGCAGUGCCAGAAGGCAGCAGCUGCAGCUGAAGCCGAAGCUGUAGCCUACGAAGAGGCAGAACUUCAAAGCGGGGAGUUCAGCAGACCCCAAAGUGUAGAGUUUGAGCUUAGUGCAGCGCAGCGCACUAGUGAAUAUGUUCAACAACAAAGCGAGUUACUUUUUCCAGAUAUUCAGGAUGAUGCUCCUGAUCCCGAGAGAAAUGACAAUGAGGUUGACGUACAAGACAGUACACGAAUUACCAAGCCUGUGGCGGCCAGCAUUCAAACAAACCCAUCACCAGUAAAAAGAGAAAUGAAACCAGAGCCAACAAUGAGCACAUAUUUAACCAACACCUACCUGCCCGGCCCUCCAAAGCAAACAACCAAUCUUCCUGACGGCUACAUGCCCACAACUAACAGUGCACAAGAUUUUGCAAAAUACCUCAUCCGUAAAGAGCUGGUGAGCACAGGUCUCCUGCAAUUUGAUGAUAGACCUGAAAACUAUUGGGCAUGGAAAACUUCAUUUCUCAGUGCAACUAAUGACCUGAAUUUGUCUCCCAGAGAGGAGUUGGAUUUGUUGACAAGGUGGUUGGGUCCAAAGUCAUCUGAACAAGCAAAACGUAUUCGUGCCGUACAUACCCUGAAUCCUGCUGCAGGUGCCAAGAUGGUCUGGCAACGUCUGGAAGAGUGCUACGGCUCACCCGAGGUCAUCGAGGACGCACUCUUAAAAAAGACAGAGGAAUUUCCAAAACUAACAAAUAAAGAUAAUGUUAAGUUACAAGAGCUUAGCGACAUCCUAAUGGAGCUAAAGUUUGCUAAGCAAGAUGGCGCCCUACCAGGACUAGCAUACCUGGACACAGCUCGAGGGUUUUCACGCAGUUUAUUCAGCAGCAAGCGAGAAUGA